UCCUCCGGUCCCUUCGAAGUCGUCCGUAGCCGCAUGGUGACGUCACGGCGCUGACGGUCGGCGCUCGCGGCUGGGUGCAGCCUGGACCAAGCCAGGAAGCGGGCGCGGCGCGUGCGUCUAACCCCUCCGCUCCUCGCGCGCGGGAUUAACUGGAAGGAAACAAUAAAUAAAAAAAUAAAAAAAGGGGGGCGCGAGGGAAACUGGAGAUUGCGCGAGGACGUGCACGCGGCUGUUUGUUUGCCUUGUGACGUCGGCGCGCAGGGGAAUGGAGUAGCUGUCACGGCCGCGUUGCAGGAGGAGGAUGGAUGCGGACUGAGCCAGCGGUGGCCUCCUUCUUAACAGCAACAUCUGGCCGGGUCAGAGAGGGCGCCUGCAGCAGCCAGCCGGACCUUUAGACGCCGAGGAGGACAUGGAGGAAGGCAACGCAGAAGGGGAAGGGCCCGCGGUGGUCAGAGAAGGGCCAAGUGUUCAAGGCCUCCAGUCGGAGCCCAGCGCCGCCGCCACCACCACCAUCAACCUCCUGGCUUCUGUGAAGGAGCAGGAGCUCCAGUUUGAGCGACUGACCCGGGAGCUGGAGGAGGAGCGGCAGAUUGUGGCGAGCCAGCUGGAGAAGUGCAUGCUGGGAGCUGAGUCGCCAGCGGGAGAUAGCAGCAGCUCUUCUGAGAAGUCGUAUGCAUGGAGAUCUGCAGGUGGCGAGUCUCAGGGUGUGGCCGCAGAGGGACCAGGUCGCCACCUUGAGGCGGAGGAGGGACUCUACCUGCCUGAAGGGGACCGCGCCUCCUUACAUGACAGUGAGGGUUCGGGAGGCCACUCGGCCCACAUGACCUCGUAUUCAGACAGCGGGUACCAAGACAGCAGCGUCAGCUACUACAGCAACCAGAACGUGGUCCGCUCGGAGCCUCGAGCCUCGCUCUCAAGAAGCCCCAGAGCAGAGGGCCAAGCCUCCGGGCAGGCAUCCAGUCGGAUGUUAAGGAGAAUGGCUUCCCUGCCCUCAAGGAGCCAGUCGCCCGGCUGCGGCACCACCGGAACGGUCUCCCCCUCCCGCAUCUCAAUGCGAACAUCCCAGGGCAGUACGUACGACUCGCCCAUCCUGUCUGAGCCCAAACCCCUCGCUGCCGUCUUCCCCGGCACCACCAUGCCGCCGGCCUGCACCUCUCCGACCUCCCCCAGCGACGCCACCCAAGCCCUGGGGAAUGGAGGGGGAGUCGGGGUUGGGGGGCGACUGGGCUCUACCCUGUCGUUGAUUGAGGGGAGGGCUUUGACGGGGUCUCCGCUGCGUUCAGGGAUGACGGCGAUGCCUCAGCACUACGGCUCCACGCUGCCCAGGCAGAGUCAGUCAUUGGCCUACGGUGCUGAUCCAUACGGCCUCUACCAGAGAAGCGCUCUGCCACGCCCAGACAGCCUCAUAGGGCUGCACAGCUCAUACGCUGGUCACGGGAUGCAGAUGGACCCAGAGCUGAGGGCCGCCCUGUCACCAGACUGCCAGAUGACGCCUGUUUUUGAUGACCGCUCCUUCCAAAGCCCCCUGUACCACAGCCCCACCCACGACCCCCACUACAGAGCAAACACAGGUAUGGGGACCCUUCCCCGGACCACAAGCCAUUGCGGCACGCUGCCGUACCAAAGAAACAGCUACGGGCUGAGCUCAGCUGCUGCGUACGUCGACUCCAUCAGGGUGUCCACCGAGCCUGCGUACUCCCACCGGCACUCGGCGCUGGUGGACCGGGUCAUCACUCGCACGCCAUCAAUCGAAAGCAUCCACAAGGACCCCAGGGAGUUUGCGUGGCGCGACCCGGAGCUGCCGGAGGUCAUCCACAUGCUGCAGCAUCACUUCCCCUCCGUCCAGGCCAACGCCGCCGCCUACCUGCAGCACCUGUGCUACGGAGACAACAGGGUCAAGGUGGAGGUGUGCCACCUGGGAGGGAUCCAGCACCUGGUGGACCUGCUGGAUCAUAAGGCGCCCGAGGUCCAGAAGAGCGCCUGCGGAGCUCUGAGGAACCUGGUGUACGGCAAAGCCACCGACAACAACAAGGUGGCGCUGAGGAACUGCGGCGGCGUUCCCGCUCUGCUGCGCCUCCUCAGGAAAACCACCGACAACGAAGUUCGCGAGCUGGUCACCGGCGUCCUGUGGAACCUCUCCUCGUGCGACGCGGCGAAGAUGACCAUCAUCCGCGACGCCCUGUCUACGCUGACCAACACGGUCGUCAUCCCGCACUCUGGCUGGAGCACCGCCUCGCACCGCGACGAGCACAAGGUCAAGUUCCAGUCCUCCAUGCUGCUGCGCAACACCACCGGCUGUCUGAGGAACCUGAGCUCGGCUGGAGAGGAGGCGAGGAGUCAGCUGCGCUGCUGCGAAGGCCUCGUCGACUCGCUGCUGCACAUCCUGAAGGCCUGCGUCAACACCUCCGACUACGACAGCAAGAUUGUGGAGAACAGCGUCUGCACCCUGAGGAACCUCUCGUACCGCCUGGAGGUGGAGAUGCCCUCCUCCUGUCUCCUGGUCAGCCAGGAGCUGGACACCCUGCUGGGUUUCUCCUCGCCGGUGAAGGAUCUGGACUACCUGUGCUGGGGGAAGAGAAGGAGAGGCAGGAAGAGGAGCGGCUGGCCCGAAGGCAAGUGGGACGGCGUCGGGCCCAUCCCCGGUUUCUCCCAGUCUCUGAGGGGAGCGGAGCUGCUGUGGCACCCCAUGGUGGUGAAGCCGUACCUCAACCUGCUGGCUGAGAGCUCCAACCCGGCAACGCUGGAGGGCGCCGCCGGCUCCCUGCAGAACCUCUCCGCCGGAAACUGCAAGUUUUCCGCCUACAUCCGAGCAGCUGUGCGUAAAGAGAAAGGUUUGCCCAUCCUGGUGGAGCUGCUGAGGAUGGACAACGACCGGGUGGUGUGCUCCGUCGCCACCGCACUCAGAAACAUGGCUCUGGACGGCCGCAACAAGGAGCUGAUAGGAAAGUACGCCAUGCGGGACCUGGUGAACCGGCUGCCGGGCAGCACUCCCUCCGUGCUGUCCGACGACACGGUGGCAUCGGUCUGCUGCACGCUGCAUGAGGUCACCAGCCGCAACAUGGAGAACGCCAAGGCUCUGGCCGACAGCGGAGGGAUCGAGAAGCUGGUGGACAUCAGCAAAGGACGAGGGAAAGGGUACUCAAUGAAAGUAGUUAAGGCUGCCGCUCAGGUGUUGAAUACUCUGUGGCAGUACAGAGAGCUGAGGAGUCUCUAUAAACAGGAUGGUUGGAACUACACUCACUUUGUCACGCCAGUGUCCACCUUGGAGCGAGACCGCUACCGAUCCCAACCAACCCUACCCACCAGCCCUCUGCAGAUGUCCCCUGUCAUUCAGUCCGGUGGCAGUGCAACGUCCUCGCCCGCCAUGCUUGGGAUAAGAAGACACAGCUCAAACUACCAGAGGGCACAGUCAUCUAUGCAACUCGACACAUAUUACGGAGACAGUUUACACAAACGGCAGUACACAGGGUCAGACAAGAAAACUCCCUAUUUCAUUGGGACAUACUCCUCCCAGUCAGGAGAGGAUAUAAGAAGGUCACAGCAGCCGGAGCCGUUCUACGACGAACCCGACAGGAAGAACUACAACAGCUACAGAAUGUACCUGUCGUCGCCUCAAGGCUACGGCGAGGAGCGCUACGAGGACGACGCGGUCCACCUGCCGUCCUCGCCCGACGGCUACGCCACCCAGUCGCUCCGGUUCAAAGCCAACACCAACUACGUGGACUUCUACUCCACCACGCGGAGGCCUUCGAACAGGGCGAACAAGUUCACCGGAUCCCCCGACUCCUGGGUGUAGGCCCGGAGGAACUCACGCCGUGUGCGUCCUGCUUUACCGUGCGUCUCUGUGGGUCUUUGUGUGCGUGGGGAGUGCGCCGUGCUGCUCGUGUGGGUGAAAAGUCUCGGAUGCAUGUGAGUCUGUGUUGAAAAUGGGUUUGAAGGACCAGGGUUGAAUCGCUCACGGGCCGCUUUUGGUUAAAUCAGACAGUAAGUAGAAAAAUUCAAAUUACAGCCGUUUUUCAAACCCGUGGAGGUGAGUUUAGUUCGCUUGUUUCAAGCUGAUUAGACUCUUAAAAAAGGAUUUAAUACUUAAAGCUAACAUCUUAUUCCUCACACAUUUUAAGCUAACAGUGCUGGGAAAAAAUUGAUCUGUCCCCUUAAGGAUUUAUUCUGUUUCUCUUUUUCCUUUUCAUUGCUCUUAAAUGCUUUUUUUUUCAUCUAAUAAGCUUUGAUAUUGGAGACAAAUAACCUGGAUAAAUACCAAAAAUGAGUAAUGAUUUUUGUUUAUGAAGACAAAAAAAGGCCACCCGGAGCUACCUGGUUGUAUGCUCUAAACCUAAUACCUUGUUGUGUUGUCUUUUGCAUCGCUGUGUAGGGAAUUUGGAGCAUGAAAGGCCUGUUGAAGGUCAUGCUACAGGGUCUUUACUUUGACUAGGCCACUCCAAAACCUUCAUUUUGUUUUUCUUUUUGAGCCAUUCAGUGGUAAACUUGCUGCUGUGCGUUGGAUCAUCGCAUUUUUCAAUUGAAUUUCUAAUGACAAUCUUUUUAAGUAAUGUUGUGUUGGUUUUAAAACAAACCAUUUUAUUUUUCGAACACUAUUUCAUGCCAAUGGAGCUUAAAGGUGCAUUGCGCAAGUUCCAGGAUUUUUGCUGACAUCUGCCCCCUCUGGCGACAUGUUGAAAUGACACCAGUGAAAGAAAGCUAACCGUUAGGAUUUCACCGUUUUUUGUUUUGUUUUUAUUUUUAUUUUUUUAGAGGCAUAAUGACGUAAUGUCAUCUGAGGUAAGAAAGUUAGAAAUAUUGUUUUGUUAUGUAGUUUUAUAUAAAAAUAAUAUUUUAUUUUGAGUGGUAAUGUUUCAUAUUGAGUCAAUAGUAUAUUUUUUAGGGGGAGGGCAUAUAUGGGAAAGAAAAGAAAUAAUAUUUAACUUCAAAACUUGCGCAAUUUGCUCAAUGCACCUUUUAUUUCAAUCACAAUAUUCCGACUGGCGUGUUUACAUGGCGCAUUUUUAUCCCGAUUAGCCCUUUAAUUACGAUUACUUUUGUCCAUGUAAACAUAGCUACUGAUGCUCUCUUGGAGUAAUUUAGGUAGGCUUGCCUACCGUUUCAUGUUUGCUCCAUUUUCUGGAUAAAUGUUCUCACUGUGGUUCUCUGGAACCCAAAAAGCCUUAAAAAUGGCUUUCAGACUGAUAUAUGCCAAUGACUUUUAUUGAUUUCUCUUUUUUAAAUCACAGUAUGCGUUACUUUUUCAGAUCUUUUAACCUUCUUUGUGUGGUCAAAGAGGUUCGGCUUAAGUAACUUGUUCUGCAGGUCUCGCAUUAAUCAGACCUGGAAUGAAGAAACGAAGCAAUUAAUGUGAUUAAUCACAGUUAAUUCAAGAUUAGAGGAGUUAUAUAUUCACAAAGACACAGGUUUGUCUCUUUAUAAAUAAAAUCAUCAUGUAGAAAAAGCUUUUUUUAAUGGCAGUUUUCGAGUCAGUGGCCGAGGACACUUUUACUUUCCAGCUUCCUGUACCAGCUAGCUGUACUGCAAUUCUAACCCUCCCUUAUAAACAGGAACUAAAGAAAUUUAGGUUUGAUUUGCUGUGCUUUGCAUGAUGCUGAGCUUUAUUAAAAUCAGCAAUAAUAUUAAAUAAUUACCAACUAAUCUAUCCAGCAAUUUUUGAGAUUUAGAAAAGGAAAAAGUUGAAAAUAAUAGGAAGUGUACUUUACAAAAAACACAAUGUCACCAAACAUGAGUAAGGUAAACCCAACAUGCCAGAAAUAGAAAAAUUAAAAUGGUUAAACAACAGAUUCUUUAGCUUCAUGUUUUACAAAUACUCCUUUAUAUUUGUAGUUUUUAAGCUUUUUUAUACAUAUUUUAUUUAUUUCAGUCUAAAUGUGGCCUUCAAUAUUCUCUAAGUGGCAGGUUUGGGGGAAAAUUGAUGAAAUCUCUGGUAAGUUUUUACUGUGUGGCUUUUUUUAUUAUUUUGUUCUAAGUUGCAGUCAUUUUUAUUAUCUUAUUUGUCUUAUAAUUUAAAAAAAUGAGCUUUGUCAGGAGGAGCAUUUGGUGGGAAAAUAAGAAAAAAAGACUAAAAAAGCCCUGACGUCACUGUUUACUGGAGUGUUUGUUCAUGUUCUGACUCAUUUUCCUCUGCAGUAAAAAUGUGAAGUGUGUUGGCUUUAUAACAUAGAUAUUGUCUGCCACUGUUAUCAUGGACACAAGGGAGAAGGAGCUUAUUGCAGCCGGGAAUCCUGGGAAAAGCAGGGAUUUGGCCAAACGAGGAUAAAAUAUGCCUGAAAAAAAAAAAAAAAAGAAAAGAAUUGGGUAUGGAGACCCCAGUCGUCACUCUCGGGAACCUUUGGAGACUCAGAACUGGAGUUACGACUUUAUCUCAUCACUUCAUGUUGGCCACAAGUGCAGUAACUAUAUCAUAAAGUAUGUGAAAUAUGUGCAAAAAAUAUGUGAAAAUCUAUUUGUACAGAUACACUGGAAUAACUGUCCUGUUACAUUGCUGUAUUCAGUAUGUAGAAAUUUAUAUGUGAUUGUGUGACCAAGAUUUUCUAUUAUUUAUUGAUUCUUUUUUUAUUAAUUUACUUGUGAUCUGACCAAAAUACACCAUCUGUCUGUUCUGUCCAGAAAUGAUGAUGAUGAUGAUGAUGAUGAUGAUGAUGAUGAUGAUGAUGAUGAUGAUGAUGAUGAUGAUGAUAAUGUGCAAUGUUACAGAGGGAAAGUAUAUGUAUAGGAAUUAAAGAUUAUAUCAUAACAAUCUACCUGAA
This is a messenger RNA of Fundulus heteroclitus (mummichog), 6752 nucleotides long. RefSeq names its product plakophilin-4. Lineage: Eukaryota; Metazoa; Chordata; Actinopteri; Cyprinodontiformes; Fundulidae. Bases 410 to 3796 code for a protein of 1128 amino acids. Gene Ontology annotation, cellular component: plasma membrane; cytoplasm; adherens junction. The transcript is spliced from 22 exons. Gene Ontology annotation, molecular function: cadherin binding. The record is from RefSeq and is a predicted model, not a curated record. Gene Ontology annotation, biological process: cell-cell adhesion; cell-cell junction assembly.